GGUGGGGGCGGAGCCAGGGCCGGAAGUAGAACGGUCGCGGCCGCGGAGGCUCUGGCAGCUCGGGACUGAGUGCAAGCCCAUCCUACACCUCAACGCCAAGAAACGAGAUGUUGACUGGGGGCCAAGGGGGUGCUUGAACUAGGGGUGAGGCCAAAGUUCGCAGGCGGGACAAAACAGGGUUUCCAGGAGAAGAAAGAGAACGGGUCGUUUAGGCGGGUUGUGGAUUGACCUCAGGAAUAUGCGCGGAAGAGGCGGCGAAAGGACUCAUCUGUGGCUGGUCAGUCAUCUCCGUUAACUGGAGAACCGUCCACCCUCUCAGCACGGUAACAGAAUCACCAUGAUUCUUCAGAGGCUCUUCAGGUUCUCCUCUCUCAUUCGGUCUGCAGUCUCAGUUCAUUUGAGGAGGAACAUUGGUGUUACAGCAGUGGCAUUUAAUAAGGAACUUGAUCCUGUACAAAAACUCUUCGUGGACAAGAUUAGAGAAUACAGAACUAAGCGACAUGUACAAGAUGAGUUUUUACCUGCUCGUUUACACAACAGGGCAUCUGGAGGACCCGUUGAUAUUGGCCCAGAGUACCAGCAAGACCUAGAGAGGGAGGUUUUUAAGCUUAAGCAAAUGUAUGGUAAAGCAGACAUGAAUACGUUCCCGGACUUCAAAUUUGAAGAUCCUAAAUUUGAAGUCAUCGAAAAACCCCAGUCCUGAAGAAAGAAUGUAAAAUUUAUUUGGUAACUUGUCCUAGAUUAGUUGUACAACUGUAUCAGAAUAAACAUACAUUUCUCAGCUGUCAAGUGUUCUUUUAAUUCUGAUUCCAAAUAAAUUAUUUGGUGAUGUUGGGUGUA
Molecule: messenger RNA, 840 nt
Organism: Callorhinus ursinus (northern fur seal)
Lineage: Eukaryota; Metazoa; Chordata; Mammalia; Carnivora; Otariidae
Gene: ATP5PF
Product: ATP synthase peripheral stalk subunit F6
Biological process (GO): proton motive force-driven ATP synthesis
Cellular component (GO): proton-transporting ATP synthase complex
Molecular function (GO): proton transmembrane transporter activity
Source: RefSeq, a predicted model, not a curated record